UCCUCCCGCCCGUGACAUUACCGCGCCCGUCUCCGCCGCCUCUCUCGCCGCCGCUCCUCUCCGCGCGCUCCGCACUCGGAUUAAGAUGCGCGCACUGUCGCCCGCCUCCUCUCUCUUGCUCGCGCUGUGGCUCGCGGCGACCGUCCUCCUCAUCCGCCGCGACAUGCGUGACGGACGACGAGGGGCCGGACGAGGAGGAGGCGACGGUGAUUACGAUGAUGACGGUGGCGGUGGUGAUGAAGCAGCAACAGCAGCAGCAGGAGGAGGACUCGUGGACUACCGCCGAUGGCUUCUGGGUCCCUUCGGCGCCCGCGCUUCGCCGGCACGCCGCGUGGUCGCCCGCAAGGACGGCGACAUCAUCAUCGGCGCCCUCUUCUCGGUGCACCACCAACCCCCCGCCGACAAGGUGUCGGAGCGCAAGUGCGGCGAGAUCCGCGAGCAGUACGGCAUCCAGCGGGUGGAGGCGAUGUUCCACACGCUGGAGCGCAUCAACGCAGACCCCGCGCUGCUGCCCGGCAUCUCGCUCGGCUGCGAGAUCAGGGACUCGUGUUGGCACUCGGCCGUGGCGCUCGAGCAGAGCAUCGAGUUCAUCAGGGACUCGCUCACCUCGGGUGGAGGAGACGACGCCGCCGCCGUCGGAGGCCGCGGUGACGGACACGCGAGCCACGUAGGGGCCCGGCUGAGCGGUCCCGUCACCGCCACCGCCACCGCGGCCGCUCGUUGCAUCGCAGCGCCGCCAAGUUUGAAGAGGCCCAUCGUUGGUCUCAUCGGGCCCGGCUCAAGCUCCAUGGCCAUCCAGGUGCAGAACCUCCUGCAGCUGUUCAACAUCCCGCAGAUCGCCUACUCGGCCACCAGCAAGGACCUGAGCGACAAGUCUCACUACAAGUACUUCAUGAGGGUGGUGCCCUCGGACACGCUGCAGGCCAGGGCCAUGCUGGACAUCGUGAGGAAGUACAAUUGGACCUACGUGUCGGCCGUGCACACGGAAGGAAACUACGGCGAGAGUGGCAUGCAGGCGUUCCGCAAGCUGGCCGACGACGCGGGCAUCUGCAUCGCCUACGCUGACAAAAUCUACAGCAACGCCGAGGAGAGCAACUUCGAGCGCCUGGUGGAGCAGCUGCGCGCGCAGGUGCCCAAGACGCACGUGGUGGUCUGCUUCUGCGAGGGAAUGACGGUGCGUGGGCUGCUCAUCGCAAUGCGGCACCUGGGAGCCGUCGGCGAGUUCCUGCUCAUCGGCAGCGACGGCUGGGCCGACCGCUACGAGGUGAUCGACGGAUUCGAGGUGGAGGCCGUGGGAGGCAUCACCAUCAAGCUGCAGUCGGCCAAGGUGAAGUGGUUCGACCAGCACUACCUGAAGCUGCGGCUGGACACCAACAAGCACAACCCCUGGUUCGCCGAGUUCUGGCAGCGCCGCUUUGAGUGCCGUCUCAAGGGCCACGCGCAGGAGAACGCCGCCUUUCGCCGCCAAUGCACGGGGAACGAGAGUUUACGGGAACACUACGAGCAGGACAGCAAGAUGGCCUUCGUGGUGAAUGCCAUCUACGCCAUGGCUCACGGCCUACACAAGAUGCAGCAGGCGCUGUGCCCGGGCCAGCGCUCGAUGUGCGCCGCGAUGCGCCCCAUCAACGGCAGCACGCUGCUCACCUUCCUCAUGCGCACGCGCUUCUUUGGGGUCACGGGCGAGGAGAUUCAGUUCGACGAGAACGGCGACACCCCCGGCCGCUACGACAUCAUGAACCUGCAGGAGACCAGCCAGGACAGCUACAGCUACGAGAAGGUGGGCAGCUGGGAGAACGGGGAGCUGCGCAUGGAGGACCGCAUCAUGUGGCCCAACCGCAGCAUCGGCGUCAAGUCGGUGUGCAGCGAGGCGUGCGGCCGCGGGCAGAUACGGGUGAUCCGGAAGGGCGAGCUGAGCUGCUGCUGGGUGUGCACGCCGUGCAAGGACAACGAGAUCGUGCAGGACGACUUCACCUGCUUGGCGUGCCGCCAGGGCUCCUGGCCGGACCACGACCUCAAAGGCUGCGUGGAGAUCCCCGUCUACUACCUGCAGUGGGGCGACGCGGAGGCAUUGGCGGCGGUGGCUUUCGCGUGCGCGGGCCUCCUCGCCACGGCCUUCGUGGCGCUCGUCUUCGUGGCGUUCCGCGACACGCCCGUCGUCAAGUCGUCGAGCCGCGAGCUGUGCCUCAUGGUGUUGGCGGGCGCCGGCCUCGGCUACGCGUGCACCUUCGCGCUCGUGUCGCGCCCGACGCGCGCCGGCUGCUACGUGCAGCGCAUCGCCGUGGGGCUCGCCUCCUCGGCCAUGUACUCGGCGCUCGUCACCAAGACGAACCGCAUCGCGCGCAUCCUCGCCGGCAGCAAGAAGAAGAUCUGCACGCGCAAGCCGCGCUUCAUGAGCGCCUGUGCACAGAUGGUGAUCGCCUCGCUGCUGGUGUGCGUCGAGCUGGGCAUCCUGAUCGCGCUGGUGGUGGUGGAGACGCCGCAGGUGGUGUUCGACUACCCGAGCCUGCGCGAGGUGAACCUCAUCUGCAACACCUCCAACCUGGCCAUGGUGGCCCCUCUCGGCUUCAACGGCCUCCUCAUCAUGAGCUGCACCUACUACGCCUUCAAGACGCGCAACGUCCCCGAGAACUUCAACGAGGCCAAGUACAUCGCCUUCACCAUGUACACCACGUGCAUCAUCUGGCUGGCCUUCGUGCCUAUCUACUUCGGCAGCAAGUACAAGAUCGUGACCACGUGCCUCUGCGUGAGCCUCAGCUCCACCGUGGUGCUGGGCUGCAUGUUCCUGCCCAAGGUCUACAUCAUCCUGGCCAAGCCCGAGCGCAAUGUGCGCAGCGCCUUCACCACGUCGAGCGUCGUGCGCAUGCACGUGCGUGACGCCAAAGUGACGAGCCGCUCCUCCAGCCUGCUGGGCCUCUUCUGCCCCCGGCGCAGGUCGACGCCCGCCGAGGAGCCCCCCAAGGCUGGCAGCGCCACCACCACGACGGCGGAGAGCUCCAGCGGCAAGUCCAGCUCGUGGGUGCCCGGUGAGGGACGCUCGCGCACGGUCGGAGUCCUGCGGCGCAUCUCGGCGCGCGUGCGGACGCGCGACGGCGACGGCGGCGACGGCGGCGGCGGCGGCGGCGGCUCCAAGAACCAGACGGCCGUCAUCAAGCCGUUCGCCAAGCCCGCGGCGCUGGAGCUGCGUGGCAGCCUGCGCUUCGCCGAGAUCAGCAGCAAGGGGCUGUACAACCUGAGCGAGGUGGACGCCGAGGGGACCCCGCGGUGCGGACGCAGUUUCGGCAGCCACCACGACAGCAUCGUGGUCCGCCGGCAGGGCAGCUACCAGGGCAGCUACCAGGGCAGCUGCCAGGGCGAUGCGGCGGUGGCAGCCGGCAGCAGCCGAGACUGCUCCGAGACGGAGUUGCCGGGCCCCGGAGCGACGCCGGCGAUGCCGACCACUUAUGCCGAGCUGUCGUUCCCGGCACCCGACGAGUCGUUCUUCGCUCGCCGGGGCAUGGUGCAGACGGAGCCGCGUAAACCGGGCCUCGGCAAGGGCGAACGGGGCCCGUCCGUCGCGACCCCCGACCCAGCCGCCGCGGGGCCUCUCAAGGGGAGGCCUCGGAUGGCGUUGCCCGACCUGAACCCCGGGCCGGGGCCUUCGGCAGCGUCGCUGCCCGACAGCUACACGGCGUGCCGAAGCCGGCUGCCGCAUCCCGGCAAGCUCGCGUCCGUCACGGCGGCGGCCGAGGGCUCGCCGGGCACCGGCGGGCAGGCGGCGCCGGUGCCCGGGCCGGGGCCCUCGCUGGCGGCGCGGGGCCCGCCCGCCAUGGCCGCGUCGUCAUCGUCGUCGAGGGGCCCGACGACGCCACCAUGUCGCCCUCAGGGCGCGGGCCCAGCGGCACGGAGGAACCCCACGCAGCUCUACGGCCGGGCCUACACCGCGCCCGGGGACAACUACUCGACGCGCGGUGGCGGUGGCGGCGGCGCCUCUCACCUCUUUGAAGAUUGCCCCGAGUGCGCCCGGGCGGCCGCUGCUGCUGCUGCUGCCGCUAAGUCGUCUUUCGGCGGCAGCGGUGGCAACGGCGGUGGCGGUGGCGGCGGUGGCGGCGGCGAUAGCUACACGGCCAACGUUGACCCGGAGCCACCGCUGAUCGCUCCGCCGUCCCCGUUUCAGGACUCGAUAUGCUCGAGCGAGUCACCCACAGGCUCGCCCUUCUCGGAGCAUGGCCCCUACUUCGCCUCCCCACCCAGCUACGCCGCGCUCCUCCUCAAGGACUACACGCAGAGCUCAUCGUCGCUGUGACGCCGCCGCCGCCACAUUGUCGCCGUCAUUGUCGUCGCUGAGCCGGAGGAGAAGGUGCCGAGGGGCCUCACGCAAUGGCACCAAGAGGGCAGGGAGGGCCUCUGGGCGAGUGUGGCAGCAGCAGCGAGGAGGUCAAUGCAUGGGGAGCUGUGGGCACGUGACCCAGGAAGUGGGAGGAGAUGAGAGGAGGGUUGCGUGGCUCAGGGGUGAGACAAGCGCCGCCGAGGCCCUGGAUUAUAAUCGAUCCUGGAUUGAACCACCCAUGAAUGAAACGGGUUCUCAGGUUCCGUGAGUUGAUGGUCUUCAACCCGGUAACCAACGACUGUUCAGCAGUUUUGUUUUUUAACCAAUCACACUUCAUAUGGCUACAUUUCAGGCCUGGGAAGUUUGCGAAAUGGGCUCACUGCCAAGCAAUUAGCAAAGGCGCGCACCUCCCCGUCUGCGGAUAAAACAAAGAUCGCCUGACCGGCUGACCUGGAGAACUUGCGUGACAUCUAACCAUUGCAUGGGGUGAUGCACCGCUCGCUCUGAGCCAUUGUUUUUCAGAACGGGCACUUGGUAUCACGCAUUGCGCGAUGCCCAUGGCCGUUGAAUUUAAAGGGUGACGAAAAGACGAGCGACCACGGCCUCCAGCGGGGAUGUUGGCGCUACCAGCCGUGUGGUGCAGCCACGGGACACAUGCCACUCCUCUCGGAGAAGCACGGUUUGCCACCUGUCUUCGUUUGGCAGAAAAUUAUUUGUAACGGAGAUCCGGUACCUGCAUUGUAUUGUGGAAAAGGUGGCAACCCUACCACUCGCUAAAUCGUCUACCCACCCUUUAACCCACGAACCUACCUACCCACUCACCCAUCUGCUCUCCUACCCAUAUACAUUAUCAUCCAUCCUCUCACUAGCUCACUCACCCAUCCAUCCACUCGCCCACCCACCUACCCACACAUAUACUCACUCACACACUCACUCGUCCACCAUCUGACCCGCUCACUCACCCAUCCAGCCACCCACUAGGGUUGCCACCUUGUCCGGAGUUGACCUGGACAAUCUUGGAAUUGGCAUCAUCUGUAUGUACUGUAUGUAUGUUGAACUUCUUCUUUUGAACCGUACGUAGCCAACCGUGCUAAUUGGAGGUGCGGGGGGAAGGACAACAAACUGAAAACAAAAAGCAUUUGUAACGAAAUAAGUUUUUAAUCUAGAUUAUUUAAAAUCCAUAGCUGCGGUGGCUUUCGAAUAUUGGAAAGGAAGAGCGUUCCAGACGGCCACAGAAGCGCAUCUGUAAGAGGCACGUAUUGCAGUUACUGUCUUUGUUUUCAAUGGCUAGCCAAAAGCCACUGCUGCUGCUGCUGCUGCGAGGAUGACCAUUGGCAGUAAUCUGCACUGCUCUCGUAACAAAAACCUUGUCAUCGUGAUGAAAGGUGGCGAACCCGGCGAGUAGAGAGGCCGCCACAGCGAGACCUUGGGCCAAGUCUCGAGGGGGUCAUGAGGGGGUUUCGAGGGGGUUUGCCGCUGAAACACAACACAGUGAGCGCACCAGGGAGGGGGGGGGGGGGGUGUGUCCAGCCACCCGCGAGCACCGUUGUGCUAUGUGCCUAUCAGUGCUUCCCACCGAUGUUUUCUAAAAGAUUGCUCGCACCGGCGAGUGGCGGCGGGGCAACAGGCGACCCCUUCGUCGUCAGCGGGUGCAGCCGCAGUUUCUGCAGGCAAACGGCUCGCCCACCUACCCCUGAACCCCCCCCCCCCCCCCUCUCUCUCUCAGUCCCUAAGUCAUUCCUCUCUCCAUCUCUUUUGUUGUGCGGUGGCCGUCAUCGCCCCGAGGACCGGGUGGAAAAUGGGGCUCACAUCAACUCUCGUCGGGUGUUUAUCGUGUUUUCAUUUCCUUCGGCGAUUUGUGGCAAUGAAGUCGUCGCGGGACACUGGGGCGCAAUGCAUAUCAGGUGCGAACGUCCAUGUGAGUUCACCGCAAAGUGAAUGGUGAGGGUUUGAGGGCUGGUGAGUGUGAGGAGUGGUUGACGGGGUUGUGGUAGGGUUGCCACCUUGUCCCGGUUUUACCCGAAGGUUCCUAGGAAUUGGCGUCGUCCGUUUGCACGUUCAGGGUGCCAGCAGAAAUUAAUUUGCUACCUAGAUCUUGGCAUCGCCGUGAGCGCAAACAUAUAUUGUCUGGGUUUGUCUGGGUUUGGUGUCCAGUAGAAAGGUUGAGCGAGGCCUACUGGAUAGGGAAAGCCUGUCACGGGGCUGUUACCCUGGAGGCCGUGACCCCAGGGCUGUGACCCCGGGGUCGUGACCCUCAAAGUCCCCGCCCCCCCGUCUGCCCUUUGCCACAAGAUGGCCACUGUUUAGGCGUCCACCGUGAUGCCUGCGCCACUUAAAAUGGCCGCCUUGAGAAGCACGUGAUGUAUUUAUAUGAAGGAAAGCAGCGAUUGUUUUUUCUUUUGUCCUCUCGAGCUAAUCUCUCUCGCUCUUCUAUAUUUUUCAAAUCUUCGAGCACCAAAAUGUAUUGCACAACCCGCUUCAGCGACGCACCUUUCCGUUGAGUGACCCGAAGUUCCGACACCUUCCUGUUAUAUUCCAAGGGUGAAAUAAAAGGCUGCAGUGAAAGGGUUAGAAUGCUUAGUUGAUCAGUGCUGUGAUCGCCAUUGCAGUUGCUCUUCCGAGAACGCAAGCCAUGAGAAUAAUGGAUUACAGUCGGCCAUCGAUUAAUUAUCCAACUCACGAUUAUCUGGCUUCCAACAUUAUCCGGCGGUCCAAGGCCGAUCAUGGCGAAAUCGGCAAAACCGCCCUAAAGGCAGGAGCCGGUCCAGCGAUCGGCACCGUGCGCAUGACAAAAAAAAGUAGCUAUGCUUGAUUUCAGUGUCAAAAUCUACGCAACCCCUAUCAUCACCCCAUGUAGAGUCUCCGAGAUUGUAGUGGCAAGUACGGUACAUUGAAUAUGGUAACUUUUUACAAUAGGGUAUUUAUUUUUGUCUAUUUGUAUGUUUAUGCGUGAUAAUUUCACAUAGCAAACAAAUUUAAAACUAUAAAAAAAACGUAUGCACAAUGCCUCAAAACAUAAUGUUAUACAAGAAUGUGCAAAAAAAAAGCUAUUUUAAACAAUGUUGUGUUUUUGAAAACCCGGCGCCCCCUUCCCCUUGAAGCCGCCAGAUAAUCUAUAAUCUGCUAUACAUUGAUAAUUUAAAACGCUAAAACGUUCAAUUCGACGUCCCUUCGGCGGUGCCCUUGUUUUUUGUUGCCAGAGGGCUACAAAGCAAAUUCGUUUGCGCUUUUGAGUUUACAUGGACACCACAUUACGCUUUGGCUAUCGUUAUUAUAACGCAAUGCUUCGCAAAUAACCCAUUCUCGCUUCACGCUUAUGAAUAUCAUGCAUUGUGUGUCUGUGUGAUGUAGUUAGAACAUGCGUGAGUUAAGUUAAUAUUAUUAUUUUUUACUUACUCAGCAACGACAUUGCACAGCGGUUAAUACAGACCCCCCAUCAACCAUUUCUUAAGUUUAAAGAGAAAGAUGGGCAUUUCAUAAACUAUAUUUAAACACCAGUAUUUUAAUCGGUACGCCGAAAAUCGGGAUGGAAUGUCAGGUUGGUUUUAUCGAAAGUCAGUAUUCUGUAGUUGUGUUUUUUUUUUCUGCUGCAACUCAUAAGAUUCCUACGAUCGGUCUGUUUGUACAUGUGGCUGGUGAAUGUUGAUCAUUAAAGCCCAAUAAUGUUGACAGCAUGCCACAGAACCUUGGGGGGACGAAAAAGUAGGCCCCUAUUAAUGCGAAGAUUGAACACGCCAUUUGCAAUAUAACUCUGAUAUAUUUCCAUACGAAGGUGAUUUUUUUUUCCUCACAUGAAGGGUCCUGCUUUUGGGGAUUUUGGGGCAAUUUCUUAAUUUGUCAAGGCGUUACAGCGCGGUUAUAAUCAUUCGCACCGUGUCGUUGUGGAGAAUAUAAGGAAUACAAUAAAUGAGCAAGACAAUUCUCCUGCUGAACCAGGAGCCGUAUGUGAAAGAACCAUUGCCUAUGGAACAUCGGGCAGCUCGCCAGCAUUGGUUCAACCAAGAAGACUGACUCCACUGAUGGAAUGCCAUCAUCCCUCUGCAUACUCGUGGCAGCGUUAAAUCUACACCGACAUUUAAGAUACACUUAAAAGCCCCUCGUCUCUCUUAAAGGUCCCCACCUCUUUCUUUCAGACCUCAUCUUUUAUAUAAAAAAAAUGGGCUACACCCAUUCUACACCCAUUUUAAACCUCUUUUUCCCUCCUGAUGACGAUCGCUUGUGUUGUGAUCGAAACGUCGUAGUUUUUCGUAUUUUUUUUGUUAUUUUCCUUGACCCUAUCUACAUGACUUUACCGAAAACCCCAAAGAAUAUGAACCCCGCCUAUUCUUAAAAGGCCCACCUCUAUCUGAAAGGUCCCCGCCUCUUUCACCUGGCUUUGCAGUGGCAAUAUGCUGAAGGUCCAUACAACAGAGUCGCAGUCCUUUACCUCCGCGAAAUAUUGUACCGCGUUAUAAAAUUGCAGUCGCAUUAUCAUGCUAAGGAGACACCGAUUGUCGAAACCAGUCCAGAGUUUGGCUUGUGUUGAACCAAUGCUGCUGAAAGGAUGCGCCCCCAGAAGGCCUCGUGGCUGAUGGGAAUGUGUAAAAUAAUGUAUUUGUAUUAUGCGGAAGGACAAGAUAUGUUUGUUAUCUGCUUGCUUAUUUUUGCCUCUCCUCCAAGGAGGAUGUUACGUCGGAGAGGAAAUGAAAGUGUUCCGAGACAAAUAAAACUGCGGGCAUACGAA
Messenger RNA from Petromyzon marinus (sea lamprey), 9029 nucleotides. RefSeq names its product metabotropic glutamate receptor 1-like. Gene Ontology annotation, cellular component: membrane. The record is from RefSeq and is a predicted model, not a curated record. NCBI's taxonomy places the organism in Eukaryota, Metazoa, Chordata, Hyperoartia, Petromyzontiformes, Petromyzontidae. Gene Ontology annotation, biological process: G protein-coupled receptor signaling pathway. Gene Ontology annotation, molecular function: G protein-coupled receptor activity.